Peniophora sp. CBMAI 1063 is the source of this 447-nucleotide messenger RNA. NCBI's taxonomy places the organism in Eukaryota, Fungi, Basidiomycota, Agaricomycetes, Russulales, Peniophoraceae. The record is from the annotation of a GenBank genome assembly.
AUGCUUGCCAGCAAGAGCAGCCCUCCAUCAGUCUCUCCCGUUGUUCAUGACCGUAUCCCUUCAUCGGUCUCUCCCAUUGAGCUCAGCUUGGAGCAUCCUUCAUCUUCAGAGGAGGGCACUCUCCAGCCUGACGUGGAUGCGCCUUUUGACAUGUCCGACGCCCCUUUUGACAUGCCCUACAACGAGGACAAGGACACACCCGCACCUGCGGAGGGUCCCGCGCCCGCGCCCGCACCUGCGGAGGGUCCCGCGCCCGCGCCCGCGCCUUCGCCCGCGCCUUCGUCCGCGCCUUCGUCCGCGCCUUCGUCCGCGCCUGACACGUCCAUGCCUGAUGCGCCCGCGCGUGACGCGCCUGAUGUUCACCACACUGGUUCAGCCGUCGCAGGCAUCACGACUGUAUGUUCAUUUACUCCAAACAUUACGCGCAGGCCUGAUCCGUUUGGUUAG